Venustampulla echinocandica is the source of this 1080-nucleotide messenger RNA. Its product is annotated as putative cinnamyl alcohol dehydrogenase. The transcript is spliced from 4 exons. Gene Ontology annotation, molecular function: zinc ion binding; alcohol dehydrogenase (NADP+) activity. Lineage: Eukaryota; Fungi; Ascomycota; Leotiomycetes; Helotiales; Pleuroascaceae. The coding region runs from base 1 to 1080 and encodes 359 amino acids. The record is from RefSeq and is a predicted model, not a curated record. Gene Ontology annotation, biological process: alcohol metabolic process.
AUGUAUCCAGAAUCUUUCACAGGCUACCAGGUUGAUAGCUCCGAGACAUGGACCACGUUCCAUAAGAGAGAAUUCCAACCAAAACCUUUCGAAGACUACGAUGUCGACGUAGAAAUUCAAGCCUGCGGUAUCUGUGGUUCUGACAUUCACACCAUCACCGGCGGAUGGGGACCUAAGAAUUUCCCCCUCUGCGUUGGCCACGAGGUCGUCGGCAAGGCCAUCCGCGUCGGCCCAAAGGUCACUCUUAUCAAGCAAGGCCAAAGAGUAGGCGUCGGUGCCCAGGUCUUCUCCUGUCUCGAUUGCAGACAGUGCAAAAAUGACAACGAGACCUAUUGUCGCCAUCAAGUAGACACUUAUGGCGCCAAGUGGCCCGAAACGGAAAUUAUCUCUCAAGGCGGCUAUGCGAGCCAUAUUCGCGCUCAUGAGCACUGGGUCUUCCCCAUUCCUGACGCGCUCAAGACUAGUCAGGUAGCCCCUAUGCUGUGUGCUGGCUUGACUGCGUACUCGCCGUUAGUCCGCAACGGCGCCGGCAAAGGCAAGAAAGUAGGCAUAGUCGGACUAGGUGGCAUCGGACACUUCGGGGUGCUAUUUGCCAAAGCCCUCGGAGCUGAGACAUGGGUUAUUUCACGGUCCCAUGCCAAAGAAGCUGAUUCGUUGAAAAUGGGCGCCGACGGCUUUAUCGCCACUGAAGACAAGGACUGGAACGAGGCUCAUCGUAUGACUUUUGAUCUAAUUGUAAAUACAGCAAAUAGCAGCGAUGGGUUUGAUUUGGGCAAGUAUCUUUCGCUACUUGAUGUCCACGGCAAAUGGAUCAGCGUGGGGCUGCCAGAGGGUUCGGGACAGGAGGUUAAGUCGAAUAUGUUUAUGGAGAAUGGAUGUUUGAUUGGUGCGAGUCACUUGGGAUCCAGAAAGGAGGUGCUGGCUAUGUUGCAGUUGGCGGCCGAUAAGGGAAUUGAGAGUUGGGUGGAAGAGAUUCCAAUUUCGGAAAAAGGACUAGCUGAUGCUGUGACAAGAAUGAAGAAUAAUGAUGUUCGGUAUCGAUUCACUUUGACGGGAUAUGACAAAGUCUUUAGUUCUUAG